AUGGCAGAUAGACGGAAUACAUCGCAAGGGCUCAUAAGACGACAGUCUUGUCUCGAGUUCAUUGAAGAGCGUCUUCCCGAGUUUCAUGAGGCUUUUGCCAACCCUGAUGUACGAUUCAGCACAGCUCGGGGACGCUUUGAGCCAAUGAAACGUGAUCAAGAGACCGACGCUGGCACUGCACAGCCUGGCGAACAUGAUCUUCCAGAUAUACUCCCUGAUAAUACCGAAGAGGAUUCUGAACGGCGACCUUUCUGGGAAGAGAUGCUUCCUGAAGCAAUGGAAGAGCUCAAGUCCACGCGCGAUGAACCCAAAAGACUUGUUGGGACGACACGCAGUAUUCGCGACUUGUCAGGAUGGGUUGACAUAGUGAAUGUUCUUGAGAAGGCGAGGGCGAACUAUUAUAACUACUCGGGUUUUAUCGGCUUCUGGAAACGGUCAUCGCACAAAAUGGCAGACCAUGUUGACGAUGGGAAGAGACUUCUUUCACUUCUUCCAAAUACUGAUUACUCUUCAGUAAUCCACUGUGUGUUUGACAUCGUGUUUGAUGCGGCUAAGAGGACGGCCAAGAUUCGAGAAGAGAUUGAGUCGAGCCUUCGCCAAUUUCGUGAAAAGCUAGAAGACGUCGAGGCUAUAGUUGCUGUUUAUGAGAAAGAAGAGGAUAUCUUCGCUGCUGCCAAGAAAGUCCUCAGCUCAAUGCUUCAAGCCAUCGAGGAUAUCAUCGACUACUACUGGGCAAAGAAAGGCAAGAAGAUGCUUCUGUCGAUGUGGCAAGCUGAUAGCUACAAGGCUGAUCUCACAGGAUGCCUGGAGGAUCUCAACUCUAGCAGCUCAAGACUGAUGGAGAAAGCCAACAUCGGGAGCUUCCGUGAGCUUCGGUCAGUGAACAUCAAGGCAUCAGAAGGAAUCGACAAGCUGAAGCAACUUCAACUAGACCAAAUGAAGAUAAUGAAGGAGCAAACAAGACUUGCAGAUGCCCAGUCAGAAAUGAAUCAAUCAGGCCGCAAAAUGGCGGCUGAACAACAGAGAAUCGCUUCAGCCAACGAACGCAAUGCUGCCGCGAAUGAACAAAACGCCGCAGCUAAUAUGGUCAACGCUGCCACCGCUUCUGAUGCCAUGAAUGCAUUCAUGAGACUAUCACAGGAGUACCUCACCAACCUCACUGCUUUGAACGAGCAAAAAAGGAAAAACGCUCGACUUGCAGUAAAGUACACCCGUCUGCACACCCAACUCGAAGCGGAACGAUCACGCAGUCGAGACCGAAGACCAUGGGUUGGUCCAGCACGUAUAUCACAAGCUCGACUUCUACAUAUUCUCAACAUGAACUUGGAUUUUGACCUCUCUGCAGUUGAUAAAGUCGAUAUGGCGGAGAUAUCGGACUCAGCUGCGCUCGUGAAUCGUCGGGAUCAAGGGAGAGCUGAACAUUUAGUUGAGAGUGCACAGUUCAAGCAGUGGGUCGUCAGAACGAGUUCAACGGAACUUCUUGUCCAUGGGCACAUGAAGCCAAGCCGAACGAGCGUCACGCCCCUGUCUCUGUUUAGCGCCGCUAUUGUGCGAAGCCUGCGCCAGGUUGAUCGUUUUUGUGCAGUGGCUUUCUUUUGCGGGCAGCAUACUGACCCGGAUGAUCCUCUCACCGGCGGAAUCGGGCUCAUCAAGAGUCUCACGACACAACUGCUUCGUCAACAUCGCUUCGAUGAUGCUGAUCUUGAUAAAGUUGCCCAGGAGGUAAAUCUGCCUCUGUUGAAGAGAGGCGUCGAGGAACUCUGCCAGCUCUUCACCGUCUUAGUCCGUCGCCUACGCAACGACACAACACUGUUUUGUGUGAUCGACAGUGUUGAAGUCUAUGAAGAUGAAGACAUCAUGCAGGGCAUGCAUGUCGAAAAGGUGUUGUUUGAGAUACUGCAGUUGACGGAUGACCCAAGGCUGAAGACACAUGUCAAGAUUCUUUUCACAAGUCCGACAGACACGAACACCAUCAGGAAAGCAUUUAACGAGAUGGAUAUCCUUUCUAUGUCUGAGUCAGGGCGCUUGAGUUUGGAUAAGCAUUUUAGUGAUAGUCGCUUUGCGAAGCAGGUCAAGGGGACCAUUGAGAGUCCGUAG
Molecule: messenger RNA, 2097 nt
Organism: Fusarium redolens
Lineage: Eukaryota; Fungi; Ascomycota; Sordariomycetes; Hypocreales; Nectriaceae
Exons: 5
Coding region: 1-2097 (698 amino acids)
Source: RefSeq, a predicted model, not a curated record